This is a messenger RNA of Athene cunicularia (burrowing owl), 1419 nucleotides long. RefSeq names its product fibronectin type III and SPRY domain containing 1 like (gene FSD1L). Gene Ontology annotation, molecular function: protein binding. The record is from RefSeq and is a predicted model, not a curated record. NCBI's taxonomy places the organism in Eukaryota, Metazoa, Chordata, Aves, Strigiformes, Strigidae.
AUGCAAUGCAAAUGGGCAACGGGCCAGCAUACCAAUAAAUACGUGAUUGAAGAUUCAUUAAAAACUGCCAAGGAAGGCAUCAGAAGAAACAGGAGUCUCUGCAAAGGAUUGUUUCUAGUGAAGAAAAAUACUGAAAUUCACAACUUCAUUGAUGUGCUGAAACAGACAGUGAAAAAUGUUCAGGUGAGCUCUUCUAAUGCAGUCACUGAUUUGGAGAAGGAAUUUGAUGGUCUGUGUUUUGUGUUGGAUAAGAUGAAGUGGUGUAUGACCAACAGUAUUCGAUAAGAAGAGGCUUAGAAACUUCAUACUCUGCAGAAUCAGGUUGACCAGUGUAUUAAUGCUCUAGAGAGUUCUGAGGAUCUGCUGAAACUUGCUAUGCAGUCACUGAACCUGAAGGAGCCUGCAAAAUUCUUAAUGCCUACAGCUCCAGAGAUAGAUGUCAGAGCAUGUCUGGUUGCUAACUACAUAAGAGUAUCGUGGAGAAUGCCUGAAGGUGACAGCAGAAUUGAUCACUUACUGGAGUAUAGAAAAAACAACUUUGAACAUCUUCCUCGAGUAAGAGAUUAACAUAGUUGGGAACUGAGAGACUCUAUUGAAACUACUGAGAUUUUUCUAAACAUUCCCUUUUUAGGUCUGAAGUUUGAUUCAAACUACUUCAACUUUAGAGUAUGAGCUUGCAACAAAGCUGCAACAGGGGAUUACUCUGAUCCCAUGACUCUAGAAAUCAAAGUGUUCAGUUUGGACCCUACUUCAGCUCAUGCAAAUUUGAAAGUUGAAGGUACCUGUGUUGAAUGGGAUCCUACUGGAGGCAGAGGCCAAGAAAAAAUGAAAGGGGAGGAAAAUAAAAUCAGUGACCAGAAUCCUCUGCUGAAGAGCAAGAAAAGCCAGUCCUCAGAGAUUAAAGGGGCUAGGGGUGGCUGGACUUAUCUCUUAAUAGCAACUACAUAUAUUUUUCUGGUAGGAGACCCUGCUGUUUGAAGUGGACAGCUUUACUGUGAAGUGAGAGCCCAGGACUGCAAAAGCUAUCACGUGGGAGUAACAUAUGGAAAACUGGGGAAAUUUGAUCAUCUAGGAAAGACUAAGUCAAGCUGGUGCAUCUGUAUCAAUAACUGGCUACAAACCACAUUAUCAGCAAAACAUAAUGAUAAAACCAAGAUUCUAGGUAUCCCUGCUCCAGACAGAAUAGAAGCAUAGUGUGAUUCUGAUCAAGGUAAAUUACAUCACCUCACAUUUUAUAAUGCAGACUUAAAGCAACUGUUACACACAUUCAGAGCAAAGUUUACCCAACCAUUAUUACCAGGCUUCAUGGUAUGAUGUGGUAGGCUUAGGAAUACUGGAUUGCAGGUGCCAAGCUCUGUGGAAAUGGCCCAGAAAAGUGAAAUGAGUGCUUCAACAAGGAGUCUGAAGAGUAUUGCUUAA